This is a messenger RNA of Oenanthe melanoleuca, 1722 nucleotides long. Its product is annotated as glioma pathogenesis-related protein 1-like. The transcript is spliced from 6 exons. Gene Ontology annotation, cellular component: extracellular region. The record is from RefSeq and is a predicted model, not a curated record. NCBI's taxonomy places the organism in Eukaryota, Metazoa, Chordata, Aves, Passeriformes, Muscicapidae. The coding region runs from base 167 to 964 and encodes 265 amino acids.
UCAGCCCUCAGCCCUCAGCCGAGCGGGGGCUCGCCGCGCUGGGCCAGGCGCGGCGCGGGCCGGGCGCGUUUCAGCACCGCCAGCUCGGGACGGCCGCCCCGGCAUGCCCCUAGCGCCGCUCCGGUGACUUUCCGCUCGCGCCGGCUCUCCUCUGCUCCCUUUCUCAAUGACAAGCAGAUUUUCUUCUUGUGUGCUGGCUUUGCUACUCUUUUGUUACUCCUCUGAUUCUUAUGGAGCAUCGACAUUGCCUGAUCCUCGGGAUCCGACGUUUAUUCGGGACUGUGUGGAAACCCAUAACACAUUGCGGGGGAGAGUGGAUCCUGCGGCCAGCAACAUGCGCUACAUGACUUGGGAUCCAGAUUUGGCAAAGACUGCAAAAGCUUGGGCAAAGAAAUGCAUAUUUAAACAUAAUAUACACCUCAGAGAGCGAGGCAAAGUUCAUCCCAGAUUUGAUUUUGCUGGAGAAAACAUCUGGACAGGCUCGGUUUCUGUCUUUACUGUGAAAACAGCCCUCUCCUCUUGGUUCAACGAGGUCGAAUUCUACGAUUACGACACCAAUAAGUGCGAUAAAGUAUGUGGCCACUAUACACAGGUAGUUUGGGCUACAAGCUACAAGGUUGGUUGUGCUGUCCAAUUCUGUCCCAAGAUGGCACUCAUCUCCAUACGCAAUGCAGCACACUUCGUCUGCAACUAUGGGCCGCCUGGAAAUUACCCAGUGCGCCCAUACAAGACGGGAGCAGCAUGCAGCGAGUGUGGUGGUGAGCAGUGUGUCGACCAGCUGUGUCGAAAUGCAGACCGUGACAAAGUCAUUGAGGAUUCCUGGUGGCGUCCAGAGUGGGACAGAUCUGCAUGUGAUGAGUUCUGCAUCUCCAUUACUACUUUAAGAUUUCUACUCCUUAUACUGACAUUUGUGGCCACCUGGCUCAUACCAAAAUAUUCGUCUCUAGUACCUGCCAGUGGGUAACACACAUGUAGAAGACCACAAGAGCAUUUGGCUCAACUCAUCUCUUCCAUUCACAUAAGUUACAGGCAGCACAAGCAUUGGUAGAGACAUUGUUUGCAUCCACAGGUGAUUAAGACAUACAGAAAUAACAUCUUUAUUGCAGGUCAUAGUUACAAGCACUGAUAAGCAGCUUUCUCACUGCUCAGAACCAGUUAAAAGUUAAAAUGGUUUUAGAUGUUAAAAUUUUUUUAAAAGUUAAAAAGUUAAAAUACUUUUAAAGUGGAGCAGUGUGCACGUGAUCUCGUGGGUACAGGAGCACAUAGUCCAGGCAGCACACUAAGGUGCAGGCAGCUGCCCAACACACUUUAGGAAGGGCUGGAGAGUGUCCAGCCCAGGAGCCAGGCCCCAGCCCACAGCUAAGGCACAGACAGAGCAUGCACCUGCCUCAUUCCUAUUGCACUCUUAUCUUGGGCGCUCCUACAGCAAGAUGCAGAGUGGUCUGUAAAAUUAAAAAAAAAUUUUAAGGAAUUUUUUGGAUCCCUGUGAGUGCUGGAAUUUGCAUCCUGUGGCAGGCAACGCACUUCCCAGUCUCACAGAGUGCUUGUCACUGGUAUUUUGCUUUGCUUAGAAUUUGUUUUUAAACUCAUGGCAUCUGUGCCUAACCAGUUUUACCUAUGAUUACAUGGUUAUGUAUCACUGCAAUCCUUCCUGUUGUGGUUUUGGUUUUUUUGAGCAUGGAGGUUUUACUGCUGUUUCAAACAAUAAAUUGUUAUUUCCUG